Messenger RNA from Postia placenta MAD-698-R-SB12, 1353 nucleotides. RefSeq lists its product as hypothetical. Gene Ontology annotation, biological process: pyruvate decarboxylation to acetyl-CoA. NCBI's taxonomy places the organism in Eukaryota, Fungi, Basidiomycota, Agaricomycetes, Polyporales, Adustoporiaceae. Gene Ontology annotation, cellular component: pyruvate dehydrogenase complex. The transcript has 6 exons. The record is from RefSeq and is a predicted model, not a curated record. The coding region runs from base 1 to 1353 and encodes 450 amino acids. Gene Ontology annotation, molecular function: dihydrolipoyllysine-residue acetyltransferase activity.
AUGGCCUCUGCUCUCGCCCGCAGCAUUCUCACAAGACGUCUGCACGUCUCAGCGCGGAGAAAUGCGCUCUCAAAAUUCACCAUGCCCGCAAUGAGCCCGACAAUGACAGAGGGUGGCAUUGCGUCUUGGAAGAAGAAGGAGGGAGAGUCUUUCGCUGCGGGUGAUGUCAUCCUGGAGAUCGAAACGGAUAAGGCGACGAUUGACGUAGAGGCCCAGGAUGAUGGUAUUCUUGCAAAGAUUAUCGCUCAAGAUGGUGCCAAGGGCGUUCCCAUAGGAGCAAUCAUUGGCGUCGUAGCAGAGGAGGGCGACGACCUCUCCGGUGCGGACCAAAUAGCGUCUGAGGCUUCCUCUGCACAGGCACCACCUCCACCCAAGGAGGAAAAAGCGCCUGAACCUCCCAAAGCUGAGUCUGCACCCAAGCCGUCCGAGCCCUCAUCGAAGACGGAGACCAAGCCCGAGAUCCCGAAGGGCGACCGCAUUUUCGCGUCUCCCAUCGCGAAGAAGAUCGCGCUCGAACGCGGUAUUCCUCUUGCGAAAGUCAAGGGCUCGGGUCCGGAAGGCCGAAUUCUCCGCGAGGACGUGGAAAAGUACCAGCCUUCCGCCAGCGCCGCUUCUACUGCAUCGUUCCCGCAGCCAACAUCAUCUCUCCCGGACUAUGUUGACACUCCUGUGACGAACAUGCGUCGCACCAUCGGCACCCGUCUCACGCAAUCCAAGCAGGAGAUCCCACAUUAUUACACCACAGUGGACAUCAACAUGGACAAGGUGGUGAAACUGCGGGAGGUCUUCAAUAAGACUUUGGGCGAGAAGGACAAGUCCGCGAAGCUGAGUGUGAACGACUUCAUUAUGAAGGCUGUUGCUCUUGCCCUGGCGGACGUUCCGGAGGCCAACUCUGCGUGGCUGGGAGAGGUAAUCAGGCAGUACAAGAAGGCGGAUAUCUCUCUCGCCGUCGCUACUCCCACGGGUCUCAUUACACCCAUCGUCAAAGACGUGGGUGCGAAGGGUCUCGCCACAAUCUCUGCGGAAAGCAAAGCACUUGCCAAGAAGGCGAGAGAUGGCAAGCUGCAGCCCCAGGAAUAUCAGGGUGGGACAUUUACGGUGUCAAACUUGGGCAUGUACGGCAUCUCACACUUCACGGCCAUUAUCAACCCGCCCCAGUCGUGUAUCCUUGCUAUCGGCGCGACACAGCCAAUACUGGUACCUGCACCAGAAGAGGACCGUGGCUUCAAGGUGGCGCAGAUCAUGAAGGUUACGCUCAGCGCAGAUCACCGAACCGUUGACGGUGCGGUCAGUGCUCGAUGGCUGACGGCAUUCAAGGGCUACCUGGAGAACCCCUUGACCUUCAUGCUCUGA